This is a messenger RNA of Melanotaenia boesemani (Boeseman's rainbowfish), 9027 nucleotides long. RefSeq names its product capicua transcriptional repressor a (gene cica). Bases 391 to 7767 code for a protein of 2458 amino acids. The record is from RefSeq and is a predicted model, not a curated record. Gene Ontology annotation, biological process: regulation of transcription by RNA polymerase II. Gene Ontology annotation, molecular function: DNA-binding transcription factor activity, RNA polymerase II-specific; RNA polymerase II transcription regulatory region sequence-specific DNA binding. Gene Ontology annotation, cellular component: nucleus. The transcript is spliced from 22 exons. NCBI's taxonomy places the organism in Eukaryota, Metazoa, Chordata, Actinopteri, Atheriniformes, Melanotaeniidae.
CAUUCACCAUUUUGCGACUGUAGUGUAGAAUGUACAGGGCAGUAGUUUUUCCUCCUUUUAAGUUGCUUUGCGGGAGAAACAUGACUGGUCGCUAACUGGCAGCUGCGGACGACUGGCCACCGUGCCCUAUUUUACCCGGCGGACUCAGCAGAGGAACCGACGGGGCUUCUGAAUUAGCUCCGUCUCUGGAAUAAGGUGGAAGAAGGCGUGCAACAGAAGACAAGACAGGAUGAGAGAGAGAGGCCUCGGCAGAAGAGAAAAAUAAAAGAGAAAAAGGGGCGGAGUUGGAUUUAAAAAAAGGAGGAAGAGGGAGAGAAAACGCCAAGCAGAAUCUCUGGGAUAAAUAAAUAAAUAAAGAGUGUUUAGAGAAAAGGCAAACUAAAUGAAAAGAUGAAGCCGAUAAAAAAGCAAGGCCGGCGUUCUCCGCCCUCUACCCGGGCCAAAGGGGGGAAGCGGCGGGGGGCUGGGGAUGCCUCCGAAGGUGGAGAGAAAAGAGACUCGGACGAGAACAGAGACAGAAGUAGAUCCCCUCCCUCCCAUUCCCACUCAGAGUCAUCCCAGGUGGACCCCAUGAGAGUGCGAGACACUUCAGAGGCAGAGGGGCUGUCGUCAGAGACGACAGCAUCAGCAGUGAUGGAUUCUGGGAAGUUGCUGACGAGUGGCGGCAGUGGUGACAGCAGUUGUAGUAACAGCAGCACACCGAGUGCCAACAGCAGCCCCAACCCCGCCUCCAGCCGGAAAACCGCCACCUUCAAGGCCCGCGUUCCCAAAAAGAAGUACACCUCUGAGCACUGUUCGUCAACCGUUUCAGGUAACCAUAGCAACUCAGCCUCCUGCACACCCCCUCCUCCUACUUUAAACCUCAACCAGGGAUCAACAGGUCCAGGAGUCGACGUCAGCCUCUCACAUUCUGAUGGCAACAGUCAGAGCAGGAGCCUGAUGGAUGACUUCCAUGGCAGGACAACUGGUAGGGAGGAGUCCCGGGACUCUCCAGGACCCCCCACCCUGUUGCCUAGAGGGGAGAGGCCUGGGGGAGGUGAAGGGGUGACAGAUGCAGAUCGAGUGUCACCCACCCCCCUGCCCCGCUGUUCUUCUACAGACACCGCUAGUGAGCACUCGGCUGACCUGGAAGUGGUUGGUGACACCAUCAGCCAGCUGUCCUCACGCUCUGCUCCCAGUCUCUCUGAUUCCCUGUCAGACGCCUUGGCCAAAGGGUUGAAAAAUCAGCGCAUCCUCGCCCGCCAGCACAGGAGAAGAAGCGACGAGGAAGGAAGAGGCAACACAAGUUUGGACUUGGUGUUCCGCGCUGGGGUGGUCCGUAAGGUCAGUGGUGAAACCGGAAGUCUGGAGGUGCAACUGAAUGGGGAGAAGACGCUGUGCCGUUAUCCUUAUCGACAUGACAGCCCGUCAGGGGUGGUGGACAUCAUCCUUGAUGCCCCACCCCCUGGCGUUCAUACAAUACCUAUCGGCACUCCUGUCUGCGUACCGUUUGGUAAACAAGACGUUAGCGGUCAGUGGUACAGAGAGGGCGUGGUAAGCCAGGUGGACACCCACCCUGCAGUGGCCAACUGUUACCGAGUCCUGUUGUCCGAGGAAAGGUCUCACUCUUUAGAUGAAGAAGACAGCAGAGGUGCCACCCAGGCGGUAUGGUUCUCCCGGCAAACACUCCGGCUUCUGGUGCCGCCAUGGGACCUGGAUUUACCAUCAGGUGGGGGGCGUGAAGGAGAGGAGGGUGUUAGAGAUAAGGAAGAAAAACGAGAAGAAAGGGAAGAGGUCGAUGUGGAGCAGGAGGUGUGUCAUCUGAGCCACGAAAUAACCUCUGGGAUAAGGUCGGUGUUGGGGAGGGGAAUAUCUUACCCGGGUAUUGUCCCGGUUUCCACCUCAACAGGACAUAACAUUGCAUCUCCCGUAACUCCAGCAUCUGUCCUUAGCCUGGCUCCAGGGAGAGAGUGGGAAAUUGAGAAAGACUUGGAGCGGGAAAGAGACCUUCUAAGAAAACAGGGAAGGGACAGAGAAAGAGAGAACAGUGCAAAGCAGCAACUUCAGCAACCACAGCAGCAGCACCACCUGUACAUGCCCCUCACCCCUGAAGAGGACAUGGAGGUGUCCCACUUUAGCAUGGUCCCAAUAGGGGCAAUCAUGCCUGGGGCCAAACCCAUGACAGUUCCCCAACACCGCCACAUCGUCUCAAAGCCCGGCUACCUCAAUUCCCACCUGUCUGUGGUGCGAGGCAUCGGGAUUCCUUCCACCCAUCACACUCUGAACCCCCACCCUCCUCCAUCCCCUGUCCUCUUAGGCCUUGAUCCAACAAAUGCAGCAGCUGGUGCUGUAAUCGCCACCCCCCAGCUCCCUCCUCUCCCUCCCAUGUCUUCCUCCACCACACCUUCCUCCAGAGUAGAGAAGGCCUCUGGGGUAGGUUCUGCUAGUGGUGGAGGAUCUGGAUCUGGUUCAGCCUCAUUGUCCUCACGUUCCCGCACUCCACUCACAGCUGCCCAGCAAAAGUACAAGAAGGGAGAUGUGGUGUGUACGCCUACAGGAAUCCGGAAGAAGUUCAACGGGAAGCAGUGGAGGCGGCUGUGCUCUCGGGAGGGCUGCUCUAAAGAGUCCCAGCGACGAGGAUACUGCUCUAGACACCUUUCAAUGAGGACCAAGGAGAUGGAGGCCAGUGGAGGGGGCCGGGAACGGAGCGGAGCGAGCAGCACGGGCACUUUGACACCGUCGGACCUGCGGCUGAGCGGCGGUAGAGCCAGCUCAGAGUUCGAUUGGGACGAGACGUCACGGGAAAGCAGCGAAGCCAGCAGCCGCGGAGGAGACUCCCGUCCCCGCUUAGUCCUUCCUUCCCUGCUGCCCCAGGACCUCUCUCGUUUUGACUUUGAUGAGUGUGAGGCAGCGACCAUGCUGGUCUCCCUGGGGGGCUCCCGCUCAGGCACACCCUCGUUCUCCCCCAUUUCAAACCAGUCUCCUUUCUCUCCAACCCCAUCGCCCUCACCCUCUCCUCUCUUCGGCUUCCGCCCUGCCAAUUUCAGCCCCAUCACUGCUCCAUUCUCGCUUACUCCGCGCCGCCAUCGACAGCUUAGUGGGACUAAGAUGGGGACGCCGGGUGCUGAGAGAGAACGCCACCUAUCAGGGAUCGUGCCCUCUUUUCAGACCAACCUCACCUUCACGGUCCCCAUGAGCCCCAGCAAGAGGAAGCUUGACACCCACCCACCCCCUCCGUUACCUGCAGUUCAGGACUACCAGACCAAACCAGAGCAACAACUGAUGUGUGUAGGGGGUGGGGUGGGAGAUCCAGCACUAUGCCAUGGUCCUGCUUCUUUCAGAGUCCUUUCCCCCCCUCAGAGUCAGCCCACAACCCCUUCUUCACUUUCCUUUUCGCGUCCUCGCAGCGCCACCAGCAGGCCGCCAUCCUCUGCUGCCUCCACGCCUCCACCCAUGCUGGUCUCCCCUACUCCCCCUUCCCCGCUGCCACAGGAGCCCUCCCCACGGCGCAUUGUGCCCCUCCGUGAUUCCCCAGUCAUCGUCCGCAACCCAGAUGUUCCGCUGGCCAAGUUCUCAGAUGGCCCGUUAGCAAGAAGAGAGCGAUGCAGGUCGAGGGAGCACAGCCAGCCACAGCACACUGCCCCCCUCGGCCUGCAGGCCCCCGUCCCCAUCAACGGAGCAACCACCAACGGGGCGGUUCUCCUGCGAAACCCCACUUCCUCUCUUGUCCUAGUUACCUCCAGUUCGUCUUUGACUCCAGCCACAGCAGGCCACGCUGCCCUCUCCAGCACCUCUGGGUCAAUGUCUGCCACAUCAGGCUCGGCCUUGUCCUCCUCUGGUUCUGGAGGCAGGGAGAGGAAACCGGAGGGCCACCAGGACACUUCAGGAGGGGCGCUGCCUCAGCCGGUGGCCUGUCAUCCCACACCAACGGCUCUGCUUCCGCUCAUACUGCCAGCUGAGUCGCCUCACCCUGUGCCACGCAAGCAAAUCAUCAUGGGGCGGCCAGGCACCGUUUGGACCAACGUGGAGCCUCGGUCUGUGCCAGUGUUCCCUUGGCAUUCGCUCGUUCCUUUCCUGGAGCCCAGCCAACCAGGAGCAGCCGCCCUGCCUGCUGAUGGCCAACAGCUUGUCAAUCAGGGCAAAGAGCCUCGUUGUGGUGUGGCCCUGCUCAGCGACGGACGGACGGGCCCUCCAGACCAGGAGAGGGCGUCGCCAUCAUGCCCUCCCCCGACCAAUGACAAUCCUCCUACAGACAGGGGCGGGGCAGACAGCGAGACAGAGAGCGAUACAGAUGACCCGUUUUCCCCUGGCAUAGCCAACGACCCGUCGCCUUCCACCGGACCCAUCAAGAGACGCACACAGUCCCUCAGCGCCCUGCCCAAGGACGGAGACAGGAAGCAGAGGGAAAAGGACCACAUACGCCGUCCCAUGAACGCCUUCAUGAUCUUCAGUAAACGCCACCGGGCCCUGGUGCACCAGCGACAUCCCAACCAGGACAACCGGACAGUCAGUAAGAUCCUGGGGGAGUGGUGGUACGCUCUGGGACCCAAUGAGAAGCAGCAGUACCACGAUCUGGCCUUUCAGGUAAAAGAGGCCCAUUUCAGAGCCCACCCAGACUGGAAGUGGUGCAACAAGGACCGCAGAAAGUCUCUAUCUGAAGGCCGCGGGACUCCAAAGGAGCCUCGAGAGAGGAGCAUGUCAGAGAGCAUAGAUGCCCUGUCGGAGCCCCAGGUGCUGGAAGGGAAGGGAGGAGGCUCAGGUUGGCUGGGGGGAUUGGAGCGCCGAGGUGGGCCAGUUGGAGGGCCGCAUCCCCGUCCCCGAGCGUUUUCCCAAAGCGCUGUGCACACCCUGGAAAAGAGGGAGAGAGACCUAGAGAAGGAGGAUGGAGCAGGUUUGCUUCGCAACCGGCCGCCGCCUCAGUCCCUGUGCCAAGGCGGAGCCAACGAGGACGUGACCAGCGAUGAAGAGCGCAUGGUCAUCUGUGAAGAAGAGGGCGACGAUGAUGUUAUGGAGGAUUCAUGUCCAGAGGGCUCCAUUGACCUCAAGUGUAAAGAGAGAGUUACAGACAGUGAUGAAGAUGAACCAGAUGGACAGCAUGGCUUCCAGCCGGUUUCUCCCUCCUCUCCCUUCACCCAUCACUCCGACUCCACCUCAGCAAAAGGGCAGGAGGGAGGAGAAGGAGGAAGCGCUGAAGAUGGGGCUGAGAGGAAGCGAAAGAGAGGCGUGGACAGAGGCGAGGAGGGGAGCGAGGGAGGGACCAAAAGAGAGGAGGGAUCAGCAGCAGCAGCAGGUGGAGGGGGAGAAAGUGGGGGAGGCGAGCAGAGUGUCUCUCCUCUGUCCGAGUCCAUCGUCCAGCCUCCCCUCGCUUUGGCUCACCAGAGUUUCUCCCAGGUCCACGGUGGCGUCCGCAUGGCUCCCACUAUGGUGACAAAUGUGGUCCGCCCCGUCGCCAGCACCCCCAUUCCCAUCGCCAGCAAGCCGGUAGAAGGAGCCAUCACCCUCAGCUCCCUCCCGCAGGACAAGAAAGCCACUCUUCUGAUCGGAGGAGGUGGAGCUCAGCAGCUGCCGAUCGCAGCAGGUGGUGGGUACCCAUCAUCAUCCUCCUCUCCCGGUCCAGUCAGUGUAACCCCCAUGGGCGGCAGCAGCCUGGUCACUAGCCUAGUUCUGGGAGGGUCUUUCCCCGCUGCCCAACCACUGCAGCUCAUCACCCCACACACCCAAACUUACCCACCCAUCCUCCAGCCCCAGCUCCACCCCACUGCUGCCACCUCCUCCCUCACUCCUCCCGCCUGCCCCAAGCCGCUAGCGCAGGUCCAGUACGUCCUGCCCGCCGAGAGCCCAUCCUCCCCUCAGCUCACUCACCAGCACAUCUUCUCCCUGCCCGCCAAUGCCGCCCUGGCUAAUGGCGUGCAGGCUGGGGCGGGAAUCAGAGUCAGCCCCGGGACUAGAGUCCAAACCCAGUCGCCAGUCUUGCAGAGCAAGAUGUUGGUUUCCAGGGCAACAGUGAGAACAGGGUCUACACCUCCUCACCCUUCCAUUUCCCUGGUGACUCCGCCUCUUCCUGUGCAGAAUGGCCCUGUGACAGGAAACAAGAUCAUCAAGAUUGCUCCCAUACCUGUGGUGCAGACGAACGUUCACCCUAGCGGCGCAGCUGCAGUACAUCCUGGAAGCCCCUUUCCUGUUUCCGUGGCAACAGUGAUGGCUCCCGGUGCUGCGCCCCCACAGACUGUUCUUCUGACGUCCCCACCCACCAGAAUCAGCUAUGUCCAGUCCAGCCCGGGAGUUACCACAGCAACGCCCCAACAAGGCGUGCAGCCUGCAGGUCCUGCGUAUCUCCCGUCCCCUCUGGCGACUCUGGGCUUCACCGCCAUCGCCCCGGCUGGACAGACCCUGGUUCAGCCAAUCGUCGGCCAGCAACCACUGCUGGCUCCGGCUCCGCCCCACAGCUCCCAGUCACAGACCCCCAUUGGUCAAACAGCGGCCAACUCUGGUCGUCAGGUCCUUACCGCCAUCUAUCCUGCUCCAACCGUUGCUCUGGCGACCGGUGUGGUCUCCAUGACAGCUGUGCCACCCAUGGCGGCGGCUCCAGCCCAGGACGUGAUAAACCCUCCGUCUCCGCUGGUCAAAGGAGGGCAGGGGUCAGCAGCUGUGACCCCCCAGCCUGCCAUGGGAGUGGAGGUAGAGGUGAAGCAGGAGAACCAGCUGGAUGCUCAGGCUGAAGAUGGAGCUCAAGGGCUGGUGAGCUGUGCCAGCAGCUCCCCGCUGACCACCUGUGCAGGUGGAAUCACAGCAGUAAAAAAAGAGGAAGACAUUUGUAUUAGCAUCAAAGAAGAAAGAGAUGGAACAGGAAGAGAGAAACAAAGCGAGACUGAUGAAGAGCAAGAAAGAGCGAUGAAGGAAAGCACUGAGAAGAAGAGAACCAGAGAGAUGGACAGAGAAGACCACAGCGUCGGCAACAGCAACAAAGAGGCUGGACCUCGUUCCUCACCUCCACCACCCUUGGGCCUAGACCCACCUCCCCCUCCACCAGCAGAGAAGGAAGCCUCCUCUUCCUCAAAGAAGAUUAAGUUUAGACCCCCUCCACUGAAAAAAGCACCCGACUCUCAUGACAAGGUCUUAUCGGAGACAUACUUCGAGGAGCGUUUCGCUGAGCUUCCAGAGUUUAACCCAGAGGAGGUCCUUCCCUCGCCCACGCUGCAGAGUCUGGCCACGUCACCCAGAGCCAUCCUGGGAAGCUACCGCAAAAAGAGGCGCAACUCCACGGAUCUGGAUGUGGCAGCAGAAGACCCCAGCUCCCCUCGGAGAAGAACCCGCCGUCUGUCCAGCUGCAGCUCAGAGCCCAACACCCCCAAGAGCGCCGCCAAGUGUGAGGCCGAAUUCUUUACCUUCGACAAAGCAGGUCCAGAGGGCGAGGUUCCGCUGGGAGACCUGGACAGGGUUCCUUACUCGUCCCUGCGUAGAAUGCUGGACCAGCGUCGGGCUCUGGUCAUGCAGCUGUUUCAGGAACAUGGCUUCUUUCCUUCAGCUCAGGCCACAGCUGCCUUUCAGGCUCGCUACUCGGACACUUUCCCCACCAAGUUGUGUCUGCAGCUGAAGAUACGCGAAGUUCGGCAGAAGAUAAUGCAGACGGCCACACCUGGAACCCUCGAGCUCGGAGGGUCUGUCGAAGCUGGCCCCGGCCCGUCCCACUGCCCUUUAUUCAACCAAUCAGCAAGGGAGGACGGAGGGGCGGAGCCUCAAGGAGACAAAGGUCAGAGCCCAGAGGAGCCCAAAAGCGAAGAAUCGUAAACCAGAGAGUGUGAACCAGUAUGAAGGAUGGCUCCACUGGCACCAAUCUCCAACAGACCUGGGCAGAAAUACAGAAAAUGGUCUCAGAUAUUCAAACUACUGAAGACCUGCUUUGAUUGUUUAAUCAGAACUUUUAAAAAAGCCUCAAAGUGGUGAAAUCACAUGCAAGUCAUGAUGAGUCAAGUGCUUCUUGUAGUAUUGUUUUCCCCUUUUUCCAGGUUUCCUGAAUGUUUUAGUGAACACUUUUGCCCAGGUCUGCUCUCAGCACAUUUGUACAGUAGUUUGUAGUUUACACACACUAUCUCUCUGGCACGCACACACACAAACACACACAGGAAAAACCUCGGUGCAUAUGUAAUCUCUCUCCAGCAUGCACACACACUUACCAAAUUAGACUGUUACUCUUGGUUGGCCUUCCCCAGAAAAGGAGCCGCUACCAAGGACCAUGACACACAAAGGCACUUUGUCACUUAUUGUGCAGAUGCAGUUUGCUGUUGCCAGCCAGCCAGGCCCUCAGAUGCCAUUGGCUUGACCUCCUUCAGGCCCUUCCACUCCUCAGCACAGUGGUUGGGAUGCAAACACAACCCCAACAACCUCCACUGAUAUUCCACAGCCCCACGAUGCUGCAAAUCAGACAGCACACACACAUGCAUACAAACAGUACAUGCACACUGGGACAUGUCUGUGCAGUGCGAGCACUCGUACACAAACAUAGUUACCCCUGGUCUGACUAAGCCAUCGGCCUGCACAGUUACUAGUGAUUGUAGAGAGAGACGUUAACAAAAAGACGGCAGGAUGCAGUGCGACCAAUCUUUGCACCUUCGGUUAUUGCCAACAUGGACAGGAGCUAAUUAUACAUGUCUGUAUGUCUAAAACAAAACCUGUGAAAAACAGGCACCGUAAAGAGAUUAUGUAAAGAGACUUUCUUUUGGUUGUGAGGCUUUGAAGACUCAGAGUUAAAACUGGACACUGAACGGCUCCCAGCAGAGCUCAGAGAGAAGGCGGAGGACGAAACUGGACGGUGUCCAAAGGAUGCAAGGAAGACCUUGUCGUGGUGAAUAAGGACAACAACAACAUGACAAGCUUACCAACAAAGAGGAAAAGUAGAAUUUUAACCAAACUUGUCUGAAUCUCCUCUGAAUGGACGUAAUGUUGCUUUUUCUUGUUAUUGUUGCCGUGGAAAUAACCAGUUUUACCUUGGCCUGUUUUUCUCUUGUGGCUCUAUCGUGUUUCUUCUCCAGCAUAAAAAAAUCACAACAA